AUGAAUGACAGGGAGGUGCCCAAAACGCAGUCUCUGUGCUCCGUCCACGACAGCAGGGCCAUUAAGCCUUGGUACAAAGAGAGACUGCCUUCCAAAUGCUUCAGAAGUUCCAUAAAAGGUCUAAAGUUCCCAGAUGCUCUCAACAGCCAGCGGUGGAUCUUCCUCAAAAGUGGCAUGGAUGACUUCCGGAAAGGCAGUGCCCCUCCCUGUAAGGACAUCAUCAUCCAGCAGCCAAAAGAGCCCUUCUUCCCCCUCAUUUACCACAAAAAAGAUCUUAUUGUCCAGCAGGGGCAGCCAAAGGCAAUAGAGGUCUCAGAGUUAUUUUCAAGGCUCUCCCCGGCCCAGAAAAGUCAAAGGGAAAAAGCCAAUAAGAUUGAGUAUUUCCUGGCUCAACAUCCUCUGGCUCUCUACCCCAACUUGGAAGAAAGUUUGCCUCUGGAGCUCCUUAAGCAGGUUCUGAAAGUCCUUGAUCCAGAGAAGUGUUUGGAGGAUGAAUGGGCAUACUGUCAGGAUGGCAGAGAGAUAAAGAGAAAACCCUGGGAUGGCAUGGUGAAAACUCGUGAGUGUUUGCCAUUGGAAGGCCCCAAGCCACCACCGGUGAAGAACCCAUACAGGUUUUUCCGUGGGGAAGAAAAGAUAGAAGAGGAAGAAUUCAGCUACCUCCCAGGGCUGGAAGAGCACAUACAGCGGACUGCUAAAGAAUUCUGUGACUGGGUUUCCGCUUUUGGAGAGAGUGACAAAUUGGACGUGCCAAGGAUCCUGAAACUGUUUGAAACUAGUUACGAAUGUCCAAAGGGCUACAACGUCCUCCAUUUGAUGGAAAUGAAUCAGAUGCCACUGGACCUAAAGCAGGGUGUGGGGCUAACAACACUCCAAGAGAUGCAAUAUGUCCUGGAGGGGAUCGACCAUGAAAGGAGAAUGAAGCGGACGAAGAAUCCUUAUAAACCAGACUGGGUAAAGUUCAAGUAUGGGGCCUGGUAUCUGCACACCAAGUUGUGGAAGAAGCGAAGAGCAAAUGAACCUCUGCUGGAUCCUAAAAUGGACACUUCUUCCCAAUAUGAAAAGUUGAAAAAGAAUCUUCUAGAAAAGGAUGCAACACUCAUGGACCUUCAUGGAACAGUUGCUUUCAAAGAAUUUAUUGAAAGAAAAGGCUACAGGAUGCCUGCUUUCCUCUCAAGACUGUUCGCCAAGAAGGAAGACAAAAGCCUCCCAGAAAGCGGGCACAAGGCCUCCUUGCAACCAGUGCAGCUGCAGCUGAAGCCAAAGGUGAAGCCAAAGGCGAAGAAAAGAAUCAAGAGGGGAAGCUAGCCAGAAGUAAGACAUAGAAAGCAGAAGGAUUUUUCCUCUCCUCAUUUUUUCUCUACUUCUUUGUUUUUAAAAUCACUAAAUAAACUUGGCAAUUAGCACACCCAUUAGAGGUUGUUAUCCAGCUUUUACUUGGCAAUGUAAACAGUAGCUGUUACUGCAGAGGACGUAUCCCAUAGAGGACAGUGGAAUGACUAGGACCUGAGUUUGAAUUCUCCUUCAGAUACUUACUAGCUGCGUGACUUUCAUAAGGGUGGUGAGGUGAUGCAGUAGCAUCUUGGACUCAGGUCAGGAAGACCUGACUUCAAAUGCUGCCUCUUAGUAGCUGUGUGGCCCU
Molecule: messenger RNA, 1642 nt
Organism: Trichosurus vulpecula (common brushtail)
Lineage: Eukaryota; Metazoa; Chordata; Mammalia; Diprotodontia; Phalangeridae
Gene: FAM47E
Product: family with sequence similarity 47 member E
Exons: 8
Coding region: 1-1308 (435 amino acids)
Source: RefSeq, a predicted model, not a curated record